Molecule: messenger RNA, 1278 nt
Organism: Phanerochaete carnosa HHB-10118-sp
Lineage: Eukaryota; Fungi; Basidiomycota; Agaricomycetes; Polyporales; Phanerochaetaceae
Exons: 8
Coding region: 1-1278 (425 amino acids)
Biological process (GO): RNA processing
Source: RefSeq, a predicted model, not a curated record
AUGGCAAAAGGGAAGAAUCUGAAUCCGGCAGAUGCUUUCCGGAAAGCACAGAGAAAGAAAGAGUUAAAGAAGGCAAGCCAAAAGCGUGCAAAAACAAGAGAUUUUGCGCUAGUGAAGAAGGACACGCGAGACCUUGAGGAGAGCAUCAAGAAACUUGAGGCCGACCCAAAGGGCGACAAAUCACGACUUGAAGAACUCAAAGCCGAGUUGGAGAAGAUCAACAACAAGAAGGAAGAAUAUGUGAAGGAGCAUCCCGAGCACCGGAAGCUGGUCUAUCGGCCUCGCAGAGACUUGAAUGAUCAAGGGAAGCAAGCAGAUGCACCGAAACCCCAGAGUCGUAACCUGUUCAAUAAGCACGGUCUUCCCCGCCAUCCUGAGCGCAGUAUUUACCAUGAUCCUGUGCUUAAUCCUUACGGAGUCCCACCUCCAGGAAUGCCCUACAUCGAGCGGCCCCUUAGACCAGAUGAGGUUACGAGUGAUCAAGGAGAGCAGGACGAUGAAGAUGAUAUUGUAAUGCCUGUCGGACCACCUCCUGGUGUUAAGGAGGAAGACGACAUUGGUGUUGAUGAUAUCCCCAUGCCUGAAGGGCCACCACCGGGUAAAGAAGCUCCGCCGUUACCGCCGCUCCCUCCUCCCGUCGCUCCGCCCCCCGCGACACCCGGCCCACCACCGUUGCCGCCGGAUCCCCCGUUCCCUCCCCCGCCAGCUGGAUUCCCGACUGCUCCUCAGCACUCUUGGUUCUCAGUACCACCGCCCCCUCCGCCUGGCUUCCAUUAUGCAGGCUCAGGAGCUCCCCUUCUUCCACCGCCUCCGGAAUCUGGCAUGCCGCAUGUUUAUUCGGGAACCCCGCUCCCUUCGGGCGCUCCCCCUGGUUUCGCGCAACCGCGAUUUCCGCCUCCUCCGCCUGGGUUCUACCCUCACAAGACGCAAUCUAUUAGCUCUAUGCAAGAUCCACUCUCAGCUGUUCCUCAUCAGACCUUCCAGGCGCAUCGGGCUUCGAAAGCAACACACCCGUCUUUACCCCCGAAGCCGGUUGAUGCGAGCACUGGUGCCAUAUCGGCGGCAGCAACUGUCACCGCAGAACCAGAACUGCGCGAUUUUAAGAAGGAGGCCACAGCUUUUGUGCCUGCUGCCCUCAAGCGCAAGAAAGCGCAGUUAGGCACUGGCUCACUUUCGACCAGUGGGCAUGAAGCAAAGCCCCAGGCUGCGAACAAGUCCAAGGACGACUAUGAUAAAUUUCUAGAGGAGAUGGGAGAUAUUUUUGGUCCAAAGGCUUGA